ACAAAAACAAAAUAAUAAGAAGAGAGAAAACAAUUUGCAAUUGUGUCAAAGUAAAGUUGAUAAAUUAGAAUCUGAGAUUAAUUCACAACAAACAACUAUAAACAAAUUAACACUACAUUUAUCAGAUAAAUCUAACAAAUUGGAAAUAUGUGAGGAUCAAUUAAAAAAACUGAAUUCUAGUGUUAUUGAAAAAGAUGAGAAAAUUUCUGAAUACUCAGCAACAAUUCAAAACAUCACAGAACAUCAGAAAACAAUUAGUUUGAAAUUAGAAAAGAAAGAUAAAGACAUUGAAAUAUGCCAAGCAGAAAUUAUUAAAUUAAAUAGGACAUCACAUAAUAAUAAUAUUCCUUCAAGUUGUCUCCCUUUCGGAGAUCAUCCUGGUGUGCAUGAAAUUAAAGUUUCUGGUGUUGGUUUCUUCGAUGUUCUAUGCGAUAGUGAGUUAGCUGGGCCUGGUUGGAUAGUAAUACAACAACGAAUUGGUGGAAAAGAGAACUUUCGCAGGGAUUGGGCCACAUAUCGCAAAGGUUUCGGUUCUUUGGAUAGUGACUUUUUCCUAGGAUUAGAAAAGAUGUAUCGACUAACAAGCUUACAGCAAUACGAACUCUACAUACAUUUGGUUGUCGAAGAUGGCAGCAUCUUCUACGCUCGAUACGAUGACUUCAAAAUAUCUGAUGAAGACAAUGGAUACGCACUAAGCUUGGGUAAAUUCAAGGGAAAUAUUAGGGAUGCGAUGAGAUACAGCGAAAACAUGAAAUUCACAACGUUCGAUCGCCAUAAUGACCGUACCAAUAAAAAUUGUGCAGUUGUGUAUAAUAGUGGCUGGUGGUACAAGAAAUGUUCGAAUUGUAACUUAAAUGCAUUAUACGGCGCUGAUCUAAAUUGGUGGACUGAAAUAAGAAAUCAACUUAAAGAAGCUAAGAUGCUUAUUCGUCCCAAAGAAGAAAUCAACAAGUGA
Drosophila nasuta is the source of this 955-nucleotide messenger RNA. Its product is annotated as fibrinogen C domain-containing protein 1-like. The record is from RefSeq and is a predicted model, not a curated record. NCBI's taxonomy places the organism in Eukaryota, Metazoa, Arthropoda, Insecta, Diptera, Drosophilidae. Bases 569 to 955 code for a protein of 128 amino acids. The transcript is spliced from 2 exons.